AUUAUGAAUCUAAACAUGUCUAUGUCAAGAUAAAUGUUUUCAACUAUGAUAGCCGACGCUAAAAGAGACAACCGGUACCAAUUCAACCUGUGUCUGGUUGGCUGCCACCGAGGUGGGAGCAUGCCCAUGCGCCUUCCAGUUGGGCUGUGUUCGGAAACACACAGUGUGCACACCAGUAGCCGUUCGGAAACAUUGCAUAUGACUCAGUGUGCAUUCGUAUCGCUUGCAAACGUACAGAAAGUCGCACCAAUUGUCAUCAAACCAACCGAUAAAAAAGCAGGGGGAGUCGAUGUUUCUUUGGAACCGUUCGGGAACGUUCAACACCUGAGGUUACACGGUACUUUCCCGCUACUUACUUCCACUAUUUUCCCAUUGAAAUCACAAAAGCACACCAAGACUGAUGUUUCCGAACGCAGCCUAUAUAUUAAGUUCAAUAAUUGUACCGAUUGAAAUUUUUUAUUGUUACACGAUUUUCAGCCUUUCACAUGUACACAUAAA
Molecule: messenger RNA, 498 nt
Organism: Dinoponera quadriceps
Lineage: Eukaryota; Metazoa; Arthropoda; Insecta; Hymenoptera; Formicidae
Exons: 2
Coding region: 34-450 (138 amino acids)
Source: RefSeq, a predicted model, not a curated record